UGCUCGUCGCUGCCGCCGCGCUGCGGGGGCCGCUGCCGGCGGGCGCCGCCACCUGCAAGGCGUGGCUGGUGCAGUCCAUCCCCACCGACAUGCCGCACCUCCGCCGCGUCCCCGGGGUCCUCUCCACCGGCGUUGAUGGAUCAUGGAUGUGGGCUGCUGCCGUCGAUUGGGGAUUAGGCGCUCGGACGGCGUAUGCUGGAAUGUGAGAUGUACUGCAGUGGCUCUCGGGUAAUGCAACCAAGAGCCUGGACAUCCUUGCACAGUACUGGCAGUUCUUAGCGCAGCCAAACAAUCCAAAAUCAGGGGAUUAUGGGUACUCCGAUAGUGACAUGAAGAGAUUUGGGGCUGAUGAGGGGCACCGGGUUUACAAGGCAUUGGAGAAUGCUGCAGAUCGUAAGAUCAAAAUCAGGAUUGUGCAACACUCAGGAUUUGCUCCUGAUUUUGACAAAGAGAGCGCCGAUCUGGCUGCAGGAAGACCAAAUGUUCAGAAUGUAACCCUUCUUUUUGAGAAGUGGUGGGGAUCUGGCGUUUUGCAUGCAAAAGUCUGGAUAUCGGAUAAAAAAGACAUGUAUAUAGGGUCAGCAAACAACGAUUGGAAAUCUCUUACCCAGGUCAAGGAGCUUGGGAUUUAUUUUGCUGAUUGUCCACAAAUAACAAAAGCUGUGGAAGUAUAUUUUCAAAAUCUUUGGUCGCUUUCAGCCCUCAACUCAACUACUUAUACCAAAGUAGCUUGGGAUAAGCAGUGGCAAGUUUCUAGAAAGGUUCCAUGCUGGUCACAUUUCCUACAGCCAAAAGAAAGAUGCAGGUCACCAAUACCACCUUCUGUUGACAUCUCAUAUACAGAUGGAUAUCCGGCACUUGCCAAUCCUGAAAUGAUUGAUGUGCCACUUGAAACCCCUGGGUACAAGAAAUCCACUCAGGAGCACUACUUGAGCUACCUUUCCUUUGCUCCACCUGAGGUGACAUUUGGCAAAUUCCAAGCAGAUGAGCAGGGUUGGGUUGACACCAUUAAAUCUGUUAAGGUUGGGGGAAUUGUAAGAAUGAAUACUAUGGAUUGGCUUGGACAGUCACAGUAUGGUACUCAAACAGUCUACUGGCCAUCCUUGUCAUCAGCAAUCUCAGAGGUAGUGUUCUCAAAGAAUGCAACUGUGAGGCUUCUCGUUGCCUACUGGACACACUUCAUCCCAAACACAGAAAACUACUUGAAGAGCCUUCUAUACUCCAACAUCCUCUGUGCAUCUUCAAAGUAUAAUCACUGUGGUGGCAAGGUCGAGAUCAAAUACUACAUGGUUCCUGGGUACAACGAGACCGGACCUGCAAUGUCUCCGGGUGGCGCUGCGACAGGGAACCGUUACCCUGACUUCACUCGGGUGAACCAUGGCAAGUACGCUGUCAGCGACGUGCGGGCAAACAUUGGCACCAGCAACCUCAUCUGGGAUUACUUCUACACGACAGCGGGAGUGAGCUUCGGAACAUACAGCCCAUCCAUUGUCUCGCAGCUGCAGGAUAUCUUUGAAGCAGAUUGGUACUCUCCUUAUACAGUACCGGUUGAACCACUGGAAGCGUCAGUGUAGGAUCAGCUCAGUUCCAGUUCAGCAUUGUCUUCUUCUUCUUCUUUUCUUCCUCACACAUAGCCAAUAAAGAAAAUCAGAGUCCCGGGAUGGACUGUGGAGUAGCAAAGAAUCAUCCAAGAGGGAUUCACACACGACACCACCAAGAUUUUUGCGCUUGUUUCGUGUAGUCUGCAAAGUUGUUUUUCACGGAGAAUAAGCUGUCUCAGUGAUAACUGUACCUCCAAAUGUACAAAUGUAAAUACUUUACAGUUCCACUGAAAUUUUUGGGUCCGAUUGACUUUGGAAUAUACAACCAUUUGUGAGGACCAGUUUGGUCACAA
Panicum virgatum (switchgrass) is the source of this 1894-nucleotide messenger RNA. RefSeq names its product phospholipase D Z-like. The coding region runs from base 330 to 1574 and encodes 414 amino acids. The transcript has 8 exons. The record is from RefSeq and is a predicted model, not a curated record. Gene Ontology annotation, molecular function: catalytic activity. NCBI's taxonomy places the organism in Eukaryota, Viridiplantae, Streptophyta, Magnoliopsida, Poales, Poaceae.